AUGGAAGUCGGAAUUCCUCAACGUCCAGUUGUUCCGUUAAACCCACUACGGCGCUGUUUUACUCCCCGCCGGCGGUCAACGAGGGCUUCUCUCAAUCCGCAGCAGAAAGGAGGGUAUCAAGGUUUGAAGCCCAAGAGGGAAUGGGUGGCGGAUUGGGUGUCCAAAAACGACGACGUUGUGCGGAGCUUGCCCAUAUACAUCGGCGGCGUAUCUCUCUUGGCCGUGCUCUUCAACCGAACACUCUCAGGCAUUGCUCCUGUUGCUGACGCCAGCAGCUCACAGUCGAGAACCGAUCUAUUGACCCUUGGGUUGGCUGUUACCAAUAUUUUGAAUGGCCUCGUGUGGCUCUCGAUUAAGCCUAAGUCAAUUUCUGUGGUUAACCCCAAUGGCGUGCAAUGCCAAAGAGUAUAUGACGGCCUUCCUGAUUCUGUGAUUUCUGAGUUACUAUGGGCAUGGGAGUCUCUUUCGAAUGCCACAUGCUGCAGGUCUCUUGUUAUCGUUUAUGAUGGCAUUUGCAUAUUGCAAAUUGGGUAUGCUGAUGUGUCUGACUCAAGCGGAGGCGAUCCUGUGGUUGUAGAUGCUGGCAAGUUGAUGAGAGGAUCUCUUUACAACGGUGUCGUAAAAUCUGGAUCACAAAGUUACUUGGCCAACCUCUCACUCUAUCCUGCCAAGAAUAAAGGAAUCGUGAUAUUUGGUGGGGACACAAUAAGAGGAUUCUCUACUUCCGACCAGGCUUGGAUCACAUUGAUUGGGGAGAAGUUAGACGCUACACUUGCUAAACACAAAAUCCCUAAGCCCUGUGUCCCAAACCUCACAAAACCUCCGGGCCCAGUCGGGCGGCUCAACCGCCUCCAUCCCCAGUCCCGGGGCUCGAUCCCUCGACCCUUCGUUCUGAUUUUCCCUCCAAUCCGCCACAUAUGUCCCAACCGUUCUAUAAAACUUAGCACUAAAAACCUCCCACACUUGGUACUUAUAGUGAUUGAUUAUUUGAUUAUCCCCACGCUUUGCGCCAAAUUCAGGUACUCGAACCCUUUCUUUAGCCGAAAAUGUUGCACCACGUUGAGUAGGCUAGGAUCCAGCGCAUCCACCCUCACGAUCGAUUUGUCCUCUCCGGGUUCAGAAGGCGACAUGUGUACCCGACUGUCACACCCUGCAUCGGAUGCUUAUCCUGCCCAGACGGGCCAAAACUUUAACAAGAAGUUCGUAUCUCGCCUACAUUUCUCGACAUGUUCGACACCAAUGCGCCAAGUGAAUUUCGGCCCACAUAGUCAAACUUUCGGGCCUUCUUGUGCCGGCGGGCCGAGUACGGGAAGUAGAAAUAUUCGUCCACGUCCAUGA
Molecule: messenger RNA, 1338 nt
Organism: Striga hermonthica
Lineage: Eukaryota; Viridiplantae; Streptophyta; Magnoliopsida; Lamiales; Orobanchaceae
Source: the annotation of a GenBank genome assembly